Messenger RNA from Cherax quadricarinatus, 1002 nucleotides. Lineage: Eukaryota; Metazoa; Arthropoda; Malacostraca; Decapoda; Parastacidae. The record is from RefSeq and is a predicted model, not a curated record.
UUUCAGGCUGGUAAUCAGAGAGAGGCAGUGAAACUCAUGACACAGGUGUGUGCAGAGUGGAUGGAGUCAGGGCAUGCUGAGGACUUGAUCAGAGCUGCCAGACAUUAUGAACGAGCAUCUCAGAUAGUCAUUAGCCAGCAGAUUAACAAGAAAAAGCCUAUUGGGGCUCGUGUGUGCUUCAUCCCUGAAUUCCACAUUGUGUGUGUUCUGCGUGACUGGUCAGGUGGAGAUGUGCACCUUACUUGGAGUGAGCUUGAUGAGCUGCGUGAUUAUGACAACCCUAUUGCUCCUGGAGCUCUGGUGAAGACUGUUUUGCUUUACUGCCAACUGUUGGACCUCACUAGUGAAGAGUCUUUGGCUACACAGUUGAAGCAAAGGUAUGAUGGUGGUUUGGAGGUUGAGGUGUGGUCGCACUUACCCCAAGGUUCAGGACUAGGAGGUAGCAGCCUCCUGGCAGGAACGUUGUUGUCAGCCAUUGUUGUGUUGCUGGGUCAUCCAGCACCCAGACCCUCACACCUCAUCCAUGCCACACUCUGCAUCGAACAGUGGCUGACAACUGGUGGUGGAUGGCAGGACCAGGUUGGUGGUCUUGUUGGAGGAGGGAAGCUUGGUGUGAGCAGCCAGGGAACACCCGUCACGGUCUCCACUUAUAACAUUCCUCUCUCCCACACAUUUGUCACCUCCAUUAAUCAGCAUCUUCUCUUACUUUACACAGGCAAGGUAUCCAAGCUCAUGACCACCCUACAGGAGCACUGUUUAGGCAUGUCUCUGGCUGGAGCUGGUGGAGGUGGCUACCUUUAUGCACUAAAAGCCAGGCCUGGUCCACUAGCAGACAGUGUUGACCUGGGUGACCUAACUAGUGACUGCGUAGAAGUAGACCAAGAAGGGCUGGAGUUGUGGGUAGCUGGUGAAGCAGUUACUCGAGCCACUGAAGAUGAAGAUGUCUUGAAUCAUGAAACAUUGAUGGCAUUGCUUGAAACAAAAAACAAAAGGUUUUUGUAG